Seminavis robusta is the source of this 951-nucleotide messenger RNA. The record is from the annotation of a GenBank genome assembly. Lineage: Eukaryota; Bacillariophyta; Bacillariophyceae; Naviculales; Naviculaceae.
AUGGCUACGACCGAUCAGGACCGACACGACACCAAAGAUCGGUUUGCCGUGGUAUUGGAAAGACUUGAGAAUCUCAAGAGUCAGCAGACUGGUAAUGCUGAUGACGUUUUUGCUGCUAUGGGUGCAAAGGAUAAAUUGGUGGAAGAGUUGGGGGCUGGUGAUUAUUUUGCCAAAACGUCCGAUAUCUUUCCGAAAGGAGACGCCUUACCUAAGAUCAUCAAAGAUAUUCAAGGCAUGGCUGAUAAGUUUCAGCGUGAGGCUCAACUUGAGGAUUACAAUGAGCAAAGAAAUGGGUUCAAGAGGCAUUUGGCGGAUGCCGAGAACCAAUCUCUACCGGACGAUGGUUCGGUUGCCGCCAGCGUCGCCAGCGUCAGCAUCCGAACGGAAGCUAAGGCAGACGGGGACCCCACGGCCUGCCUUGUGGAAGGCCUACCCGGCCACAGAGGACACCAAGGAUCGGGCAGCAAGAAUUGCUCGGGGUGGUGGGCUCUCGUGUAUGUUUGGAUGAUCGGCAAUCUUGCCGAGCUCGACGCGCUUGUCAAUGAGAUCAGCGCCGAAAAAGAUUCUGACAAGAAGAAAGCAUUGGAAGACCGUCUUCAUAAAUCCUUGUUGAUGUUGGCCAACGGUACCAAGGGGGGGACAGCAGGGAAAGGGAUGAGAAGCAACGAUCGAAACAUCCUAUUUGUCCCGAACCCACACGAUGAUUACUACGACGGUGGCUGCAACUGGAUAAUCUACCCAAUAAUGACAAGCGGCGAUAUGUUGGUUUGGGACGGUAAACCGUACUGGGUUGCCAUCUUUUGUGGCGAAAAUCUUCCAGGCGCAGGACCGCAGGGGAAAGAUCUUUGGGUGGAUGGACCUUCUGCAAAAACCGCCAGAGAGGGCCGAAGCGCAAAUUACCAGCAAAAUGCACCUCAAGCCAGAAAACAUUUCUGUUUGCAGUACAACUGA